AUGUCUGGUUUCCUUCAUGACUGUACGACACACAACAAACAGCAGCUUGAUCUCCACAAUUUGUCCGUACAACAAUUGUACGACCAAUUUCAAGCAGCUUCUUCUAGUCAUGAGAAGAUUGAAACCCAAUGGGAAAAAGAGAAAGAUGAAGAGCGUAUUCGACGCGAAGCUUUCGCUGCAGAUCACGCGUAUCGUUUGUACUUUGAGGGGGAAGCCUUACGUAAACAGCUGCACGUUCUGGAGGCAAACAGAGAGCUGGAUCGACAAGUGAUGCGCUGUGAACUCAACGCCGAGUACGAAGAGAAGCUACACGCGAUGCACGCUGAGCUUCUUGACAAGCAGCAGAAGUUCGCAGAGUAUCGCGCAACGAUGCAACGCGAGCUUCAAACAGUGAUACAAGGAGCGCACUCACAGUUCGUGGAUCAACUUCUGGACUACUCUGGCACCCUUCCUGCCACUACGAAACACUCGGUGUCCCAUUUACUACGUGGACAACAAGAUGUCGUGAGGAUUAGGAGCGAGAAUGCUGCUAUGAAGCAAGCACUUGUGAAGGUCCAAGCACUCGGAGAUAUGCAGCAACAGACGCACACAGCUGCCAAAGAACGAGAAGUGUUACUUUCGCAAAGAUACGCUACAGCUGAGAGUUUGUUACGACACGAGGUGGAACAAUUGCAGAUUUAUGUGAAACAACUGGAGCAGAAUAUGACCAAAUUGUCCCAGGAAAAGACGUACUACCAGGUGAAGUGGACGACGGUGCACAAGGAGAUGGAAGGGACAACUCAGAGACGACGCGAGGAAAAAGUUCGCGGACUAGCAGCAACCCACAAUCGUACAGAUUGUGACGAUCUGCCAGCUAUUUCUCCUCGAGUCUGUGCAGUUCCUGACGGCAAAAGUGACACGGAGAGUUCAAUGGAUACCAGAGCGACAGAAACUGGAAACGCAAUAUUUGAACUCCACACGUCACUAUCAGAAUGA
Molecule: messenger RNA, 975 nt
Organism: Phytophthora infestans T30-4
Lineage: Eukaryota; Oomycota; Peronosporomycetes; Peronosporales; Peronosporaceae
Exons: 3
Coding region: 1-975 (324 amino acids)
Source: RefSeq, a predicted model, not a curated record